GUUUUUCAAAACAUUUUCAAAAGAAGAAACCACCUUAUAGAACUUUUAACUUGGAAACCUUCAAGUUAAAGUUAAUCAAAUUUGAUUGAGAAUUUGAGAUUUGUCUUGACUCUUUGUUAUAACUCAUUACAUGCAAUAUUAAUAACUGAAUAUGUACAUGAUGGAAGACCUCAUCAAUGCUGUAAUUGUGACAGCUCCAAACCUGGCUCCCAGUUCUGCAUAUGUUUAUGAUGUGCUGACUGGUACCACCUUGCACAGCUACAAAGGACAGCAAACUGUCCCAGGGACACUAUGCACUUCUGGCCCAGAAGAGUUUGUGUUUGCAGCUUGCAAAGAGCGCUCAUCAGUGCUGACCUGGCAACUCAAUAGGCAUGAGUUGCUGGAUAUUCGACUCUUUUUGCCUGGUCGAGUGACGGCCAUGGACGUCUCUCCUACACCUCCUACCAUGCUUGUGGCUGCCAUUGGGGAAGUGAUGCACGUUUUCAACCUGGAGUCUGGAAGUCGAGUGCUGCUCAUCAAACGACAUUUUCAACCUGUAACAAGCAUAGCCUUCUUCCCUUGUGGUGCAUACUUUGCAUCUGCAGGUGCUGAUGGCUUCAUGUACGUGUGGAGUGUUGCUUCAAUAGUAGCUACUUCUGCUCAGGGUGAUACCAGACAGAACGUUCAACCUCACAAGCAGUUAGGACAGCAUUCUGAUAAGGUAACAUGCAUGCACGUGAGUGGUGGCACUGAAGGCCGCCUAAUCAGUGGGUCUGCAGACCACACGUGCCGUGUAUACGACUUGUACACUCUGUGCCUGCUGUACACCAUCGUGCUCAGCUGCGAGGUCACCGCCGUGCACAUGACUCUCAUGGCCACCAGGAUCAUCGUUGGCACGCAGGCUGGCCAACUCGUGCUGCUCGACAUCAGUCCUUACCAGACCGCCUCCACCAUCAGGUUGAGGGAUGAGCUGUGCAAUACGUGUCACGAGGGCCCCGUGAGCGCCGUUCAGUUUCUCCUCUCUGGCACCACAGUCGUGUCAGCUGGCGAAGACGGUGAAGUUAAGGUUUGGGCAGUCGAGGAACGCACGGACGGCGUGGCAGCUUCGUUCGAGCAACGGUCCGCGGGUGCGGAGGAGGAAGGCUCCACCAGACUGAGACUGACGCUCCAACGAACCCUGCACCGUAACAAGGGGCCGGUCUCCAACAUGCGUGUCUUGCUCAUAGACCGCAAGCAACUGAGUGGAGACUACGAGGACCGGCCCGGCGUGCAGGAGUUGGCGUCUUUCCAGCCCCUGGCGUGGAUGGACACGGCCGUGACCGUGCCUCCUCCACCCCCCGCCAUGCGCACCACCGACAACAGUGUCGCCGCGCAUCUCAUGCGCCAGUUUACGUUGGAGCAUUGCCAUGAUGAAUGGAGGUCCAUUGAGUUCCUUCUGAAUAGAUGAGACUGCAUGUGA
Molecule: messenger RNA, 1438 nt
Organism: Hyalella azteca
Lineage: Eukaryota; Metazoa; Arthropoda; Malacostraca; Amphipoda; Hyalellidae
Product: WD repeat-containing protein 18
Exons: 9
Coding region: 152-1426 (424 amino acids)
Biological process (GO): DNA-templated DNA replication; rRNA processing
Cellular component (GO): nuclear pre-replicative complex
Molecular function (GO): protein binding
Source: RefSeq, a predicted model, not a curated record